Molecule: messenger RNA, 3016 nt
Organism: Epinephelus lanceolatus (giant grouper)
Lineage: Eukaryota; Metazoa; Chordata; Actinopteri; Perciformes; Serranidae
Product: angiopoietin-related protein 2-like
Biological process (GO): blood coagulation
Source: RefSeq, a predicted model, not a curated record
GGAAGACCGACAGAUUCUAACUGAGGAACAGACUUGAGCUCACAGUUUAUGACUCAUCAUCACUUGACAAAGGUGGAAAAAUCCUUUGCUGCAGUUGAGGUUACAAAAGGAAAGCUCUGACUGUUUUGUUGCAGCUGCAGAGACAUCAUCGCAGCAGAACAUUUUCCUUUAGGUCUUUACAGACCACAAGGUCUGGAAAAGGAAGUAAAGGAAAAGGAAAUAAUAUAAAGAAGUUACACUGACGGAAUAAUUGACAAACAGAGGAAAUGAGGAAUGACUGACUAGGAAGGACUCAAAGUCAAACUUGUUAGAAAGGCAAAGGAUAUAAGGACACAGUGACAAGUGGAGAAAUCUUCUUGGGUUGGGUGCAGCAGGAUUGUGCCAUGAUUCCCCCUGUGGUGGUUUUGCUGGUGCUCCUGUUGCUCUCUGGAACCAAGUCCUCUCUCCAGGGAGACACUCAGGAAAUGGGAAACAUUGAAGAGAUCUUGGAGAAAGAGUUUAUCUAUGCAUCAAAACGGCAAAAACGUGCCAUGGUUGACCACAGCGUUUCCCAAACAGACAAAUGUUCUUACACCUUUUUUGUCCCUCAGCAGAAAAACAAUGGGGCCAUCUGUGUGAACUCCAAGGAGCCUGAGGCCAUGCUGGAGAAUCGGGUCAAUAAGCAGGAGCUGGAGCUGCUCAACAGUGAGCUGCAGAAGCAGCAACGGCAGAUUGAAUCGCUGCAGGAGUUGGUAGCAGUAGAUGGGGGGGUGGUCAAUGAAGUCAAGCUACUGCGUAAAGAGAGUCGCAACAUGAACUCCAGAGUUACACAGCUCUACAUGCAGCUGCUGCAUGAGAUUAUCCGCAAACGAGAUAAUGCUCUAGAGGUGUCACAGCUGGAGAUCUGUGUGCUCAACCAUACAAACGAGAUGGGGAGGCUAGCCUUACGCUACCGUGACCUGGAACAUAAGUACCAGCAUCUGUCAGCUCUUGCAAGUAACCAGAGCGCUCUCCUGCUGCAACUAGAGGAACAUUGUAAGCGGGGAGGAUACUCAUAUGGUAUAGUGCAGGACAGGAGCCGCGCUGCCCAUUCACAGCCUCCUCUACAGAUGCCUAUACUUUCACCUGGAGGCUACAGGCCCUUCCACCCACCUACCUACACCCGCUACACCAAUAAACCCAUGACAAAUGACAUACAGAGUGACCAGAACUCCAAAGCAUUACCACCUCCAUUGCCCACAAUGCCAAGUGCAACAUACAGUUUUACGAGUGAGCCCUCUGGUCCUUUCAAAGACUGUCUAGAAGCUCUGCAGGGUGGAUACACCACCAGUGGCAUGUACCUCCUGAAACCAGACAAUGGCAACCGAUUCAUGCAGGUUUGGUGUGACCAGAGACAAGACCCUGGUGGCUGGACUGUCAUUCAGAGACGUCAGGAUGGUUCUGUGAACUUCUUUAGAAACUGGGAGACGUACAAGCAAGGGUUUGGAAACAUUGAUGGUGAACACUGGUUAGGCCUAGAGAACAUCUACUUGCUGACCAACCAGGGCAACUACAAGCUGCUGGUGACUCUGGAAGACUGGGUCGGACGCAAGACCUUUGCAGAAUAUACCAACUUCCGUGUGGAGUCUGAGGCCAACUUCUAUAGGCUGCAAAUGGGCCGAUACUAUGGCAACGCUGGAGACUCACUUACCUGGCACAAUGGCAAGCAGUUUACCACACUGGACAGAGACCAUGACACCUUCACAGGUAACUGCGCACACUACCAGAAGGGAGGGUGGUGGUAUAACGCCUGUGCUCAUUCCAACCUUAAUGGUGUGUGGUACCGCAAUGGGCAUUACCGCAGCCGUAACCAGGAUGGGGUAUACUGGGCCGAGUUCAGAGGAGGAGCUUAUUCUCUGAAGAAAGUGACCAUGAUGAUACGACCCAAUGCCAACACCUUCCAUUAACACUUAAAAAAAAAAUCUCACAGGGGUUUCCAUUUCUUUAUUCCAAAAAGUAUGAAUUCUUAAUUUUAAAUGUCAGUCUUUGUUUUUAGUUUUUGUUUUGUUUGUUUUUGCUAUUGGUUGAUUUAUGCUGAUAAUAUAGCUUGAAAUUGCAAAGGCUCAUGCUGUAAUGCAAUAGGAGCUGUGCAGCAUUUUGUUAUUUUAUUCAUCCUACAGGCAUAGAUUUUUGCUUUUUUUAUUAUUAUUAAUAAUAAUAAUAAUGAUACAUUAUGUCCCCCAGGAUUUAUGCUUGGUCCGGGUGGGGUGGGACAGGAGGUUGGCAUCAGCAGAGCGGAGUGUGCAGGUGGGAGCGUGAUGAUGGAGGAACUCAGACAGGUAGGGUGGGGCCUGGUUAUUGAGGGCUUUGUAUGUUAUGAGGAGGAUUUUUAAGUGGAUUCUCUGGGGGAUGGGGAGCCAGUGGAGCUUAUGGAGAAUGGGGGUGAGGAGGUCAUGGGUGAGAGAGUGGGUGAGUAGCCGAGCAGCAGAGUUCUGCAUAUACUGGAGCUUAUUGAGGGUUUUUGAAGAUGAGCCAUAGAGUAGACUGUUGCAGUAGUCCAGACAGAAGGUGAUGAAGGCGUGGAUGAGGGUUUCUGCAGCUGAGGAGGAAAGGGAUAGAUGGAGGCGGGCGAUACUCUUGAGGUGAAAGAUGGCUGUUUUGGCUAUGUGUUUAAUGUGCUGGUCGAAGGAGAGGGAUUGAUCGAGAAUAACGCCAAGAUUUCGGAUGUGAGGGGAGGUGGAUACUGCGGAGCCGUCGAUGUUGAGGGUAAAGUUAUGGGUCAAAUCAACAUUGCACACAAAUCAACAAAAGCACAGACAAACAUACAUUAAGUGAAUGUAAUAUCUCACGUGUUCUGCCCUGUGUGGGCUUUUGGAGAUUUUGUUGAUAACCUGAUUUUGAUGAUGUGCAUAUCAAAGACUUCUACAUACAAUACAAUAUAAAAUUUACAAAAGAAUUUCUUUAUCUGUUAUGUGCUGAAUGAAAUCACAUUGCAAAGACAAAGAAAUUUACACCAAUCAGCCAGAAAAUAAAACCAAUGACAGGUGAAGUGAAUAAC